AUGAUAUUUUCCUCCAGCAAGUGGAAAAAUAAAAAAAGUGAUGAAAGAAGUGAAUUGAGCAAAGAAAGUUCUCAGGAUAGCAGUAGUACUGUUGAAAAGGAACAUCGACAUCGAAAAAAAGGAGUUGUAGAAGAACGUAAAUAUUACAGAAGAAAAGGAGUAGGUGGAACCAGCGAUUACUACAAGGAAAUUGUAAUUCGAAGAAAUGAUAAUACUCGAAAAUGUUCACAUGAGCCUAGAUCAAAUUCACCAGAACUAGUGGAAGAAGUGGAAAGUUAUCAACGCAUAAGAAAAUAUAAAAAACAGCACGAAGAAAUUACUGACCGGGAUGAGCAUUUCGUGGAACCGGAUGUUGACUUGCCUGAUCUGGAAAGUGUGAGUAGUGACUCAGUAGUGACUGAAGAUCAGCUCAGUACGCAGCAACAAGAGCUAAAGAAAGGUUUUAUCAAUAAAGCAUAUCCGCCAGCAAAAAUCCAAAUACGUGGAUUGGAGGAAGAAGCGAAUUAUGAAAGAAAGGCGUAA
Molecule: messenger RNA, 522 nt
Organism: Brugia pahangi
Lineage: Eukaryota; Metazoa; Nematoda; Chromadorea; Rhabditida; Onchocercidae
Source: the annotation of a GenBank genome assembly